AUGGACGAUAAUGUAUCCUAUCAAUUUGCACCGGUACGACAGCGUAGAGAUGAUAGACAGAAUAUUCGGUAUGAGUUAAUCCUCAGGCAACAACCAAAGCAAUCAAGAAUGUGUGGUAUUGGCGAGAAAGCUGACAGACGUCCUAUAGAUCCACCUCCAAUAAUUCAAUUAAAAGUUUAUGAUGAUAAUCUACCACAAUCCGAAAAGAAUUCAUUUCUCCAGAAUCCUUAUUUCUUUAUGUAUGCAUCCCUUGUGGCUCCUGAUACAAAUGAAGAAUUACAUUUACUUCGCGAUGGCAAAACACGUUCUACAACCGGUUCUGUCGUUUCUUCUCUAUAUCAUCUUAAAGAUGUCGAUAAUUCGGAUGCUGGAUUUUUCGUAUUUCCUGAUUUAUCCGUGCGUAUGGAAGGAACUUAUCGUCUUAAACUAAGUCUAUUCGAAAUAGUUGCACGAUUAGUCAAAAGAAAGGAAUUAGAACAAAUUGAAGACGCUGAUGGCAAUAGAAUGAAACGUGCACGUGGCGAUGGUAAAUACGAUGAUGAUAGCCGCGAAUCAUCAGAAACAGAAAUAACCGAUCGUACGCGAUCUAUAGAAGAUUCACAUUCAAGAAGAAGUCCAGAAUUAUCAGAAAGACGAAGAGAUCACGGAAGAAAAAGCCCACCAUCCUCCCGUCAUCGAGGUCCUUAUGAUCCGUAUAGUCAUUAUGAUCAUAAUGCUAUAUAUGGACAUGGAUAUCCUUUGCAUCGACCUCUUCCACCAUGGCAUGACCGUCCAGAAUAUAUGGGUGAUCCGCAUUACGCACCUUAUUAUGAUCCGUAUGAUAGAAGAUAUGGUUAUCAUCCGUAUUAUUACCCACCUCCAUUGCUAGAUGGUUCGGACCAUCAUCGUUAUCCAUAUCCUCCUCCGCCAGCAUAUGGUAGACCUCCAAUGUAUCCAGGUCAACCGGGAUAUUAUGAUCCACCAUCAAGAAUACCUCAUCCUUCGAGCGAAUCUUCAGGUGCUGUAAGGCCUUACGGAUAUGAUCCAUCAAAUAUAUAUUCUCCACGUCCAUGGCAUCAUUAUGGUGAUCGUACACCGACAAAUCAUAGUACUGAAUCAAUGCCUUCUCCUUAUCGUGGAAGUGGUCCAGUACCAUUACAUGGUCCUCCAAUGUAUCCGUAUCCUGAUUAUUAUCCUGUAUAUCCACCACCACCAAUGGGACCUCUCCACCCCCCUCCAAAACAGGACUAUGGACCAGGUGAUCCUGCUUCGAGUCAACAUGGGCAGAACCCUUCAAAAAUUCCUAUUCAAGAUCUUUUAUCUACUGAGCAACAUCAAUCUCAAUCUAAUGCUGAACGUGGUGUUGCCGGAGUUCCACCACCUCGCAUGUAUGGUGCUCCACCAUCCGCCUUUGCCCAUUUUUAUCCCCAUCCAGGCCGUCCACACGAAUAUCCACCACGACAUGACUUGUAUGGUCAUCCCCGAUAUCAACAUGAAAUGGGGUAUCCGUCUCAUGAGAGUUAUGCCACUAGUUCAAGUUCUGCAAGUGCUAAAGCUGCGCAUCCAUCUACAGUAUCGCAAUCACAAGACUCGGCACGUUCAUCAACAAUUACUUCAACUCAAGCAACAAUGCCACCGUCUACUUAUUCCAGUGGGUCCAUAGUUCCAGUCAUAUCACGUCCAGCAGCGUCCUUACCUUCGUUGGCUCCAAUAAAUGUUCUUGAUCGAUAUGCAAGUAGCUCUUCUAAUGUACAAACACAUACACCAUAUCCUACUUCCUCUACGCAUUCUUCUACAACGGCACAACAAAAAUCUCCGAAGCAAUCCACGUCACAGCAUUCAUCCUAUGAACAAUCUCAGCUUCCUUAUUCCCAGUCAUCUUUAAAUUCAUCGAAUAGGAUGUCAUUUUCUCCCAUUGCAGGAAGUAGUAAUGGUAAGAAUAAGCAUAUUACCGAUUGUUCUAGCAUGAAUGAUGAUAAUGAAGAUUCAAAUUCUUUGUCAUCCCCGGAUACCGAUUUAGAAGAAUCAAGACGACAAGAUGACGAUGCGGAAGAUGACUAG
Cetraspora pellucida is the source of this 2040-nucleotide messenger RNA. The record is from the annotation of a GenBank genome assembly. Lineage: Eukaryota; Fungi; Glomeromycota; Glomeromycetes; Diversisporales; Gigasporaceae.